UCGUGGCAUUCGGAAGCAUCUAAGGUCGGGCAUCUCGGGAAUGCAAUCAACGUGUGACGAUCGGUGAAAUUGAUGGAAUUAUUCGGUGUUGUCGAGGAGUGCAAUGUUGCGGUCAGUGUGAUCUCACAGUGGAUGGUGUGCAAUUUGAGCCAACAGAAUCUGCGAAGAUUAAUGUGUUGAUUAAUGUUCCUCGCAUUGCGCUGCUGUUGCGACUCAGAAAGUAUUAGAUCAGAUCACCGUCGGAUUUUGUGACAGAAUGUUAUGUUGAUCAACAUUGUACACGGUGUACAAUUUUGGCUAUUUCAAAAGUCGAGAGUAGAGCUAUUUUUAGCCACCGCAAUAAAGAGCACGAAACGUCGCGAUAUUUGACGGGUGAAUUUCUGGCCGCGCACGGCUACAGCAUGUGAAAAUGUAAACAGUGUUCGGCGAAGCAUUUUAGUCGGAGUGAAAUUCUAGAACGUGUCACCUGGAACGGAAAGGUGAUCAUCAGCUCGUGCAUCUAACAGGCGCAUCAUAUGCUAUUACAUCGUGCUUUGGUGUGUUUCAACGAUUUCGGUGAAAAUUAGUGAUUAGUUGAUUGCGGGAAAAAGUAUUGGUAGGCAAUAAUUAGGUUACCAACUGUAGGAUUUGUUACCCAAAUCGAGUUAGCAUGCUGCAGCAUCCGAGUAGUGAUUAUUAUGAGCUAUCGGCGGCCAGCAAACAAACGCCCCCAAAUUUUAGUCCACAGGGUGCCGUGUUGGCGACGAUGGCUGGUGGCGGUAGCGGGAGCGGUGCUGGCGUUGGUGGGUUGAAUAAUAACAACAACAACAACAAUAACAACAACGAUAAUGAUCUGGAUUUGAUGGGCCAGAAUGGAGACCGGGAAUCAAUGCCCAGUUUUGGAUUUACUCAGGAGCAGGUUGCGUGUGUUUGUGAGGUUUUACAACAGGCAGGAAACAUCGAACGGCUGGGCCGAUUUUUGUGGUCACUGCCUCAGUGCGACAAACUGCAGCUGAACGAAUCCGUGCUCAAGGCCAAAGCCGUGGUGGCGUUUCACCGGGGGAAUUUCAAAGAACUGUACCGAUUACUCGAGCACCAUCAGUACGCUCCCCACAACCACGCCAAACUGCAAGCCUUGUGGCUGAAAGCUCACUACGUAGAAGCAGAAAAACUCCGGGGGCGGCCACUAGGAGCCGUCGGCAAGUACCGCGUCCGGCGUAAGUUCCCUCUGCCCCGAACGAUAUGGGACGGAGAGGAAACUAGCUACUGUUUUAAGGAAAAAUCAAGAUCGGUUCUGCGAGAUUGGUACACGCAUAAUCCGUAUCCUUCACCGAGAGAGAAACGGGAACUGGCCGAGGCUACCGGAUUAACUACCACCCAGGUCUCCAAUUGGUUCAAGAAUCGACGUCAGCGGGACCGAGCAGCGGAGCACAAAGACACUGGCGAAUCCGACAAACAGCACCUGGACUCCUCGAGCGAUUCGGAUAUGGACGGUCCAAGUUUGGGCAUGCCAGGUUCAAACAGCGGAUCUCAGCAUGGAAUGGCCGGUAGUGCGUCGCAAGCGAUGCAUCUGGGUCCAGGAAUGCAAAGCGGCGGCCUCUCGGGAAGCAGUGGACCUCUUUCGAGUUCAUCCGGCCAGGUGGGCAAUCCUAGCGGACUCGGUGGUCUUGGUUUAGGUGAUCAUCAACCGCAGCCACUGUCGACGAGAAACAGUAACUUGAUGAAUAUCCCGGCCGGUAACAACAAAGCACUCGGGCAACUGUCGUCCAGUUCGCUAACGGCGGCCUACUCACACCUGUGGGAUCGGAGUAACGUAAUGGGGUCGAUGCCGAUCUACGAUAUCGGAGAGUAUCAGCAUUUAUGAUUUUGAGUAGCAGAAAACAACUGAGGGGGCUAGUUGUGUGAUUUUGUGUGUGCGACUCUGACGAAUUUUGGCGUGAAAAAUGAAGUCUUGGUCAAUGCCGGAGCGGGGUAACAGUACUAUUAGUGAUAUUUGCUACGUACGAUCAAUGUUAGCACAAGAACUUUCUGAACUGUCAAGGAAUAGGCUUAUAAAAGGCUUUAUCUCGUAUAAUAUAACUUUUUUCCGAGUUUGUUUAUUUUGUUAGGGGAUGUGUAAUUCAAACUAAAAGCCAUUCACUUUUCAUUUGCACGUAAGAAAUGGUUGGAAAGUACUGAAAUAUGUCGAAUUCAUUGAUAGAGAAUAUGAACAAAGAGAAACUGUCAUUUUUACUUUGAAGCUAUCGAGCUAUGCUAAAGCUUUACACUUUAAGACAAUUUUCAUUUGACUACAACAAGAUAUAAAACUGUCCAUUAGAAGUAUAAAUCAGUAGAAGAAUCAAAAUGAAACUAAUCUGAAAAUUGUUCUGUUCAAACGAAACAUAAGAUCCUUUACCAAAGUGAAGUCUUAUUUCUCCAGGAGAGAUUAUAUCGUUCAUCAUUUCAUUUCUUAUACUUCAAAUACUCAGAACCUAGUUAGGGCAUUCGUUAUUGCAGAUAUAUCAUUUUGAGAUGUUUUUUUUUUUAGAAAACUGCAAUACUACUACGAGAUAGAUCUUUUGUCGGCAGUCGGUGAAAUUUUGGAAAACAAAAAAAAAGAAUUAUAAAAUGUACGACGUCCGGUGUAUUUAUUUGAUACGAUGGCUUUUUAAUCAGUAUGUAGAUCUUUUCAACAUAGAUCAGUGGGGCAAUGUGACAUAUCACACAAAUAUGCAAAUGUUAAAAAGGGAUGUGAUUGAUUAGUAUCUAUUGUUUAUAACUGCGUUUGGCAUGAUGAAGUAUAUAACUUCAAAAUUUAGAUGUUGGAAAAUCACUUUCCAUGUAGUAUAAAUAGACGGUAGAAUGCAAGCCCCUUGGAAAAAAUGUGAUUUAGGUGCGAAAAUCGGAGAAAUACUUCAAGUGCAAAACUCGGAUCCGAGCUUAAUCUUACAGCAGAAGUCGUAAUAUAGAUAUGUUGGUACGUUUUUUUAUAUAGAACAUUCUUGUAAAACGAUUCUUGUUUCUAACCGUUCUAAUGAACAGUCACUUUUCAGAUUCAACUAUUAGCCACAGUAGACAACGGUAAAACCUGUUUCACCAGGCUUGAUUGAUUCUUUUGGGGUCCUUAGUUAAAAAUGUGUUAUUAUGUCUAAAUGCUCUUUAAGGUUUUACUUACAAUAUUAGGAAAAUACAACCGUUGUUUAAAAACUCAAAAUCAAUUUUCUUUGCUAUCGCUAGAUAAAUCUUCAUGAAAAAACAUCCUGUUUUUCCUAACUAAAUAAACUGAUAUAUCUUUUUUGAGUUUGUGUUCCAUGACAGCGGAUGACUGUGACAAUGACUGCUUGCCGAGGAAUGUAGAUUGCCCCUUAAACUUCUUAAAGGUAAUAUAACAAUUACAAAGAACAUUGGUUUGAUUUGUAGCAGACCGUUCCUCGACAGGGAUCGGGCGUAGCGUUAUAGGUAAGACUAAUGUCUUUCGUUCAGUCUACCUGUCUACAAUUACCUACCGCGCCUAAAGGAUCGUGGAGGUUUUCCUACUUGAAUAACCAUGAAGUUGAAACCUCUAUAAUCGAAAUAUAAAGUCCCUUCUAUAGAUCACUUCAAUCAAUGUAGUAUUUUAAAGCAUAUGCUGCAACUAAUAAUAUGAACAACUGACAAACAAAUACACUAAGCGGAUUAUUACACAAGAUAUAUGUGUCAUGUAAAAUCUAUUGCAAACUUGUAUCAAAAUCUUUGUUAUAAUCCGAGUCGCGCAAAGAGUGAAGUUGAAAGCAUCACUUGAACCGAAUCAAACGAACAAGCCAAAUAAACAUUCAGCAAUUGUUUCUUGAUUUUAGUUGAAUUUCUUACCUGCGAGCACAUUUUUUAGAUCAGCGAAUUGCCAAUAGUAACUGGGGGUUAGAUCCAGACUACACGGUGGAUGAAAAGACAAUUCGAAAUGGAUUUCGUUCAAUUUAACCAUCGUUGCCAUCGACUUACGAAUCGGUGCAUUGUCUUGGUAAAAGUGUUUUAUUUGACAUAUGAGGUCGAUUUUUGCAUUCAAACGAUCUAACAACGAUAUAAAGUAUUCGCUGGUGACCAUUUUCGCUAUCUCAAUAUAGUCGAUGAAGAUUAUAGUUUGUGCACCUCGAAAUACUGCGGCCAACACCUUCUCAGCUGAGUGUGAUUGAGUGCUUGGACGCUUUCGCCGGCUGCAGUUCACUCAGAUGAUCGUUUUAUUUCUAAAGUGAUGUGAUUGAUCCAUGUUUCAUCCAUUGUCACAUAUAAACGCAAAAAAACUCAUUUUUGGUCGAUUGUGAGUAAACGUGGCACCCACUUUGAAAGGAGCUUUCUCUUGGUCAAAUGUUUAUGCAUAAUUGUAAACACGCUAUCAUCAUUACAGCCUCAGCUAUCUCACGCAAUUUCAAUUUACGAAGGGAUAUAACCAAUUUGUGGAUUUUUUUUUAUUUUUCUGGAGUAACCACCUCAGUUGGACGACCAGAAAAUAGUUCUUUCCGAUGAAGCAUAGUCCGGAUAACACUUUUGAAGCCAUUGCUGAGCUUGAGCAGCAUUUUUUCAUCAAUUUCACUUAAAUGGUAGUCACCUUUUUCUGACUUAUCGGAAUGUCAUGAAAUUUCACACACAGUCUCUUGACUCCACAAACGUCAUAUACAUUAGAAAACGAUAGCGUCACCUGUGUGUCAGUCACACGGUUUAUUGAGUGAUGUGUUAUAUAUUUCAACGUAUUAGAUCUCGACUACAUGAAAUAAAUUAAUGUUUCAAAAUCACAGUUCUUAAAGCUGUGUACCGGUAAAUUGAUAUUGUCGAUUUACCGAUUUCGGUAAACUGGUCGAUUGCUGUUAAAAAGGCAAUUUGGAAAAAAUGUAUAUCGGCAUAAUACAACGAAUUGCUGAAAAUCCGGGAUAACAACAUUCCGCGAAGCACACUUUUUAGUGAAAUUUUUGACAGUUCGUACCCGGUACUUUCUAACAUGACUCGCCGUUUGGUGGAGCGCGAGAGUAAUUGCCAUUGUUAUCAUUUCGAGCAAAGUGUGCAAUGAGUAGAACAAAAUCAAAUGUCACUUAUUUUGCUACCGUUUGACGAGUUGUUGGGUUAAAAUAUGAAAACUGUGUAAAAUUUGUCGAAGAAAAUUUCCAUUCGGAACGUUAUUUAAAUUUCCGAAGCAAAUAGAGAGUAAUCAAAUCACAGACUAACAGACAGGAUCAGUGCGGUAAAAUUUCAUUUUCAAUCGAAUAAUAUAAGAUGAAAAUGAAAUUUAUGGCCGCUGACAGUCAGCAUAUCCCAACUAAUUUAUUUGACUUUUGCUGCCAUUUUCAAGUGAAACUCCCAGAAUUCAUCGUCAGUUGAUUAAUCGUACCUAGUCAUUUGAAGUUUUGUGUGCUCAGUUUCGAGUGCCAAGUGGUCUACCUGCUUCAAUGCCUUCGCUCUUGGUAGUAAGCGAAUUCGAACGAAUAGAAUUAUAAAUGGAGUAAAGUAUUAAAAAUGAAAACUAAAGAAGGAAACAAUUAAUUUAUGUGUAUUCUGUGAUUGAUAUUUCAGCUAUCUGGUUUGUCUUUCAUCUAUUAUCUUGAACCAAUUCGAAUGUUUACAUGAACCUCAUUUGAAGGCCGCUCCCACACUAUUGAAAGAGAUAUUUUGACAUUCCAAGAGAUCAACUGACGGUGGUUAAACUGAGCCUCGAUUGAAGAGAAACGAGUAAUGAAUUGAAUGCUGCCGUCCGAGCCGUCAGCAAACAUUGUGUGUGUCAGAGAGUGAAGCUUACUGCAUUAGAGAGAUCGUCAAUGUGCUCCACAUUCAGUUUCAAUUGAAUUGAAUGAAGUUUUACAGCACUGGACAGGAUACUCAAAUUAGAUUCUUCAAUCAUUUCAACGGUCAUUUCGAAUAUUCCUUUAGUUGGGACAGUACUCAUAUGUGUCAUGAUGGCGCUACGUUACCCUAUCAAAAACAUCCUGUCUGUCAUCUAGACUGUGUUUUUUUUUCAUUUACCAACAGAGUUGCCAUUCAUACAGAAUUACCUGUAAUGUAUUGGUUUGUAUACGUCCAUGCGAAUUUUAUGCAGGAUACAGAUUUAAUAAAUAUUGCCAAAACUAUAUACAUAAUUGUGCCUACUUCUCAUCCUCCAACGCAAUACAAAAUCGAACCCGUUUUGUUUCAAUAUUUACUUGCUUCUGGUCUGCCACCACUUAAUUUCGGGUGAAAACUACCAACACAAUAAAAAAUAGUCUAGAUGAACAACGUUGAGUCAAAUAAAUGGUUACCUUCCAACAUCGCGAAAAAGUUAAAAUAUUAUAAAAUAUAUUAUAUAUAUAUUAUAUAUUAUAUUAUAUUAUAUCUUGUAUGGCAAGAAUUCGACAGAAACAGAACCGUUAAUAACCGCUAGGCGAAAUUCUCUGUCGGAAACGGUUGUUGCGUUGUUGCCAGACUUUUGCCGGAAUUCUGGCAGAAUUUCGACAAAAAUGGCAGGCAGACAUAGCCAGCCGUCUGGGGGGAAAUCUGACCGCCGCGUACAAGUGGGUUUUAUGUGCAUCUAUUAAGAUGUAAAUUUUUCUAAGUGUGCUCCUCCAACGAAAGAAUCAUGUAAAAUUGCAUUCAAAAGCAUGUAAACAAAAAUCAUUUACAGUCUAUUCAGCUGACUUCAACUGCGAAAUAGACUCGAAACCUAAAUUUACAUGUCAAUGUAAUAUUUUAUUUUCAUCCAAGGAAAUACGGUUGAAUUAACGUCAUGUCGAAAAACUGAUACGUUAUUUACAAAUUUGAUCCCAAAUUGAAUUGAGAAUUCUUCACAUGUUAUCUAAUUUUAUGGAUUGAAUGGCGGGACAGGUUUCAAAUAUUGCCUAAAAGUUCUAUUACUAUAAACUGCUCUGCUAUCAUGAUAUUCGCUCAAAGUAUGGAAUGACAAUCGAAGUAUUCGUUCCGAAUUUCCGCUUCGACAUAAAACAAAUCGCUCUUAACAUGUGAACAAAAUUUAUAGUGCGAUAAUCCCUCGCUAAUGCUACAAAACAUAACACUCAUUACUCGAAUUUUACAUACUGAAAUUAAGCACACUCGGGUCAAAAUAAAGAAAUACAACAUAUUCUACAUGCUUUCGUAGAUUGGAUUAUAGAGCAAAGCAAGGAGUAUUUAUUUUUGUAACACUUGAAAAUACCAGAGUUUACAUUUUUAUUACAAUUUUGGGAUUAAAAUGUUUUAUUGAUUGUUUAAACGAGUACAGGUACAUUUUCAUUUCUAACUGUCACAAAUACUAAGGACCUAAAGUCUCACCAAUUUCAUAUAGUUUUCUAAGGACGCCCAAAGAAGCCAACAGAAAUAGGUAUUGAACUUGAAACAAUUUGCUUUGUAUGAAUUUUAGACAGUUUAAUCUACACACAUCCAGAAUAAAAGUACUUUUUGCCGGUUUUGUUUUAGUGCUGACGUAAAAAUUUACACUAGUUCCCAUGUAACUGCAAUCUCAUAGGUUAGGUUUAUCGGCGGAAACGAUGAAUUUAGUUCAGUAAACUAUUGUACUCUGAUUUCUUUAGAGCUUAGGAGUUAGUUUUCAUAGGUAUAUUUUAAUUAUUAUCACCGGUUCCGAAACCAUUAGACAAAAAAAAACUAGCCUGUAUCUUUUAUUGAAAUGUGAAAUGCAAUAACUAAUCAAAAAAUCACUUAUCUCAUUAUAUACU
Messenger RNA from Malaya genurostris, 7619 nucleotides. RefSeq names its product homeobox protein six1. The transcript is spliced from 6 exons. Lineage: Eukaryota; Metazoa; Arthropoda; Insecta; Diptera; Culicidae. Bases 650 to 1843 code for a protein of 397 amino acids. Gene Ontology annotation, biological process: regulation of transcription by RNA polymerase II. Gene Ontology annotation, molecular function: RNA polymerase II cis-regulatory region sequence-specific DNA binding; DNA-binding transcription factor activity, RNA polymerase II-specific. Gene Ontology annotation, cellular component: nucleus; transcription regulator complex. The record is from RefSeq and is a predicted model, not a curated record.